AUGUAUGAUAGUUACUCGGUUCCCUCUACGUAUGAGUACACGGGAAGUCGCGAAGACCACCCCGACACAAUUAAACCUGCCAAGGGCCCUUUUUCAUCAAAUUCCCAUUCACGUCAUGAGCCGUACGUGUCCAUGCGCGCAUCAAACAUCGAAUCGAAUUCCAUGAUUGUGCUAUUUUGGAGAGACGACACAAGCACACACACACACAAAACAAAUGAUCCGACGUGUCAAAAGUCGCGGGAGGGGGUUCUUCGUACGAUAACCGGUAUAGAAAGAAUACCAGAAUGCUUAAGUGCAAAAGAUGUCGGCUUGCCCAUUACCAAGUUCCGCAGCGACUACAAGCGAAGACCCAAUCAUCGCUCGCUGUUCGCAUCCGCAGGGGAGGGGGGGGACAUCUAUAUGUUCAUUGGUACCCAUGCCAUUCCGAGAAAGGGGAGAACAUGUCAGCUACAACCUAGCCCCCCGCGCCGCGCCGCGCAAGGAUGCCUAAUAACAUCAUCAUCAUAUCUCACAAAGCAUGACACGUCGACAGGGGACGGAAGAGGAUCUGCCAUCAUCUUCCUUGCCAACCCAUGCGCGUGGCCGAAUCCUACAUGGCGAGAAUUGAAAAGCAGUGAAACAACGAUGGAGGGCAUAUUCCUAUAUAUAUAUCACACUGUUCGCCAGCGCAGCUAG
Cantharellus anzutake is the source of this 675-nucleotide messenger RNA. RefSeq lists its product as uncharacterized. NCBI's taxonomy places the organism in Eukaryota, Fungi, Basidiomycota, Agaricomycetes, Cantharellales, Hydnaceae. The transcript is spliced from 4 exons. The record is from RefSeq and is a predicted model, not a curated record. Bases 1 to 675 code for a protein of 224 amino acids.